UAAUACAGGGAGCAAUGGAUGUCACCAAGCAGUCAAUGGCAUCGCUGGCACCGUGAUGCCAUGCAGGAAGAUAUGGGUUCAAAGUGGGAUUGUCACUCCCUGAAUGUACAGAAAGCAUUCUGAUUCCUCACCCAUGGCCAGAUCAAGGGGUCACCUGAUGUGCUGACGUCAUGGGUAGCUGCUGCAGCUGCCGAGACGGACUCCCAGAUAAUCAUCCCACUAAGUUCAAGGUCACCAACGUUGAUGAUGAGGGGACAGAACUGGGUUCAGGAAUCAUGGAAUUAACACAGACUGAGCUUGUCCUACACACCCGGAAGCGUGAUGCUGUGAGAUGGCCAUACCUCUGCCUGCGCCGUUAUGGCUACGAUUCUAAUCUCUUCUCCUUUGAAAGUGGUCGGCGAUGCCAGACUGGUCAGGGAAUAUUUGCAUUUAAAUGCUCAAGAGCAGAAGAAAUCUUCAACUUGCUGCAGGAGCUGAUGCAACGGAACAGUAUAAGCGUAGUGGAAGAGCCAGUUAUAAUCACCAGGUCUGGUCACCCAGGAGAGAUGGAUCUACAGCGUACCCAACAGGCUCCUGGAGCUCUGGGAUACACAGGAUUUCCCAAUGGGUUUCACAACUUUCCGCGGGAGGGUCCGUCAUUCCCUUCCUCCCGUCAUCCCACAAUGGGAAAUCUGAGGCACCCUUCUGUUGGUGAGGAUUCCACACUUGGCCUUAUGACCCCAGAGGAUCAGUCUCACACCUAUGUGAAUACAGCUAGUGGAGAAGAGGAAAUAGGAGGACGGCACUGCAUGCACUCUUUACCUGAGGCUCAUGCAACCUACCAUGACCCACCAAGGCAUAUGCUGGGCCCAGGAUGCUCAAUGGAAGAGCGAAAUCCCCAGGUUUUUCUUCAGCCUGGGGAGGUGAAAUUUGUUUUGGGUCCAGCUCCUGCCUAUAGACGAAUGCCUAUGAGAGCAGAUGGAUUCUGCCGACACCACAGAGACUGCCAGGGCCAUGUCUGUGGUGGCGAGAGGGAUCCCUUGCCACCACACAAUAAUAACAAUGAGUGCAAGGAUCAGUGGAGCACACACAAGUGUGCCUACGAGAACAUAAAUGGUUUAGUGCCAUCAGGAAACAUCGCUCUGCAUAGGGGGACUGCCAGCAGGGGUCUAAAACUGUCUUCAGAAGGGCUGCCUUACAACAGCUGUUCACACCGCAGAACAGCAAUGCUUCACUAUGAAAACCUGCCCUCCCUGCCUCCUGUGUGGGAAUGCCAGUCAUUACAGCAUGAAGAUGAAGAGGAUGAAGAUGAAGAAGAGGAGGAUUCUGCUGAGGCCAUGACCCCAUCUCUUAAUGGCUACCACGAUGACCCUUUACAAAACUACAUGAAUGCAGAAAGUGCCACAGCAUGUGGUGGGUACCACCACCAUCGACCAGACUGCCAUACCCGACGAAGCUGUCCGCCCAGUGUAUUCAGCUUUGAUUUCAGGCGGCCACGUGCAGAACAGAGGCAACUCAACUACAUCCAAGUGGAGCUUGAGGGGAAGAGUGAAGGUAAGGGGAGGCAGAUCCCUCAAAUAACCUGCACCCCAGCUCCAAAUCACCCAAGCCGACGUGCAGACUCUUAUGCUGUUAUUGACCUCAAAAAGACAGCUGCUAUGUCUAGCCUCCAGAGAGCUAUGCCUCGAGAUGACGGAACAUCAAGAAAAACCCGGCACAAUAGCACGGACCUGCCCCUGUAAAUGCGGACUGUGACUCCUCUUUGUCUUUAUCCCUGAUCUUUUUCAAAAGCCAUCUCAGCGGCUCCUCCUGGCUUUUUUUUCUCUGUGCCCUUUUAUGUGACUAAACCCUGGUCUCUUUUUCAUCACACCAAGUUCCUGUUGUGUAAUGUUCCCAGUGGAGCAAACUUUCCCACACUCUAAAGAAUGUGCAAAUUAACUUUUCGGGAGGGAGAAAAAAAGGAGCAGGAUUUGAGACAGCCACAGUAAACAUGGUGCUUCUUAUGUGCAUCAAGGGCUGGCCAGACACAGGACUGAGGGCCACAGCCAUGACCGCAUCCUGCUGAAAAUGCUAU
Messenger RNA from Pelobates fuscus (common spadefoot toad), 2053 nucleotides. RefSeq names its product fibroblast growth factor receptor substrate 3 (gene FRS3). The transcript is spliced from 6 exons. Gene Ontology annotation, cellular component: cytoplasm. The coding region runs from base 171 to 1721 and encodes 516 amino acids. The record is from RefSeq and is a predicted model, not a curated record. Gene Ontology annotation, molecular function: transmembrane receptor protein tyrosine kinase adaptor activity; fibroblast growth factor receptor binding. Lineage: Eukaryota; Metazoa; Chordata; Amphibia; Anura; Pelobatidae. Gene Ontology annotation, biological process: fibroblast growth factor receptor signaling pathway.